AUGGCUCCCUCCAACCUGCCCUCCGUCAUGAACGCCACCAGCCAGGACAUCGAGACCCUGCUGGCCGCUCAGUGCCACCUCGGCUCCAAGAACCUCCAGGUUCACAUGGAGAACUACCUCUGGAAGACCCGUCAGGAUGGUGUCAACGUCAUCAACGUCGGCAAGACCUGGGAGAAGAUUGUCCUGGCUGCCCGUGUCAUCGCUGCCAUUGACAACCCCGCCGACAUCUGUGUCAUCUCUGCCCGUCCCUACGGUCAGCGUGCCGUCCUCAAGUUCGCCGCCCACACUGGUGCUACCGCCAUUGCUGGUCGCUUCACCCCCGGUUCUUUCACCAACUACAUCACCCGAUCUUUCAAGGAGCCCCGUCUGAUCAUCGUCACCGACCCCCGAACCGACGCCCAGGCUAUCAAGGAGGCUUCUUACGUCAACAUCCCCGUCAUUGCCCUCGCCGACACUGACUCUCCCACCGAGUACGUCGAUGUUGCCAUCCCCACCAACAACAAGGGUCGCCACGCUAUCGGUGCCGUCUGGUGGAUGCUCGCCCGUGAGGUCCUCCGCCUCCGUGGUACCAUCUACAACCGCGAGACCCCCUGGGACGUCAUGGUCGAUCUUUACUUCUACCGUGACCCCGAGGCUGAGGCCGAGGACAAGGUCGAGGAGGAGAAGCUCCCCGGUGCUGACGAGGAGGGCCCUGCCGCCAUCGAGUCCGGUUUCCAGGCCUCUGCUGGCGCCGACUGGGAGGCUCCCGCCUCUGGCUUCGCCGGUGCCUCUGGCACUGCUGCCGCUCCUGGCUGGGACGGCGCUGCCGGUGAGGAGUGGGGUGCUGCCCCCGCCAACACCGAGUGGGCUGCUUCCACCGAGGCCCCCAAGGAGUCUCAGUGGUAG
This is a messenger RNA of Fusarium venenatum, 885 nucleotides long. Its product is annotated as 40S ribosomal protein uS2. The record is from RefSeq and is a predicted model, not a curated record. Lineage: Eukaryota; Fungi; Ascomycota; Sordariomycetes; Hypocreales; Nectriaceae. Gene Ontology annotation, cellular component: ribosome; cytosolic small ribosomal subunit; 90S preribosome. Gene Ontology annotation, molecular function: structural constituent of ribosome. Gene Ontology annotation, biological process: cytoplasmic translation; ribosomal small subunit assembly.